Molecule: messenger RNA, 1011 nt
Organism: Penicillium verhagenii
Lineage: Eukaryota; Fungi; Ascomycota; Eurotiomycetes; Eurotiales; Aspergillaceae
Product: DNA repair protein RAD10
Exons: 1
Coding region: 1-1011 (336 amino acids)
Biological process (GO): meiotic mismatch repair; nucleotide-excision repair; mitotic recombination
Cellular component (GO): nucleotide-excision repair factor 1 complex; nucleus; ERCC4-ERCC1 complex
Molecular function (GO): damaged DNA binding; single-stranded DNA binding
Source: RefSeq, a predicted model, not a curated record
AUGGACGCUCGAUCUGCAGCAGGUUCGCGGGCGCAGUCCCGUAAUGGAGCUGAGAGUAAUGCCCAGUCCUCCGGCUCCCUAACUCCUAAUGUGUCCUCAUCAGGACCACCCAAAGUUCAGCAGCCAAAACCACAAGUACUUCCCAACCGGUCUGGGCCUUCCGCGAUUCUUGUUUCUCCGCGACAAAAAGGCAAUCCUAUUCUGAACCACAUCAAGCUUGUACCUUGGGAAUAUACCGAGACCCCCGCUGACUAUGUGAUCGGAAUGACGACAUGCGCCUUGUUUUUAUCUCUGAAAUAUCACCGGCUACACCCCGAAUACGUUUACUCGCGAAUCCGCCUCCUCGCUGGCAAAUACAACCUACGAAUUGUACUGGUAAUGGUUGACAUUCCCAAUCACGAGGAAGUACUCAAAGAGCUUUCCAAGACUUCUUUGGUCAACAAUCUCACCCUGAUCCUUUGCUGGUCCGCACCCGAAGCCGCUCACUAUCUCGAACUGUUCAAGUCGUCUGAAUUCGCACAACCUACGGCGAUCCGCACACAGCAAGCCCAGUCAUACAAGGAGUCCUUGGUGGAGUUUGUUACCACACCGCGCAGUAUCAAUAAAUCGGACGCUGCAAGUUUGAUAUCUACAUUUGGGAGCUUGCAGAAUGCCGUGAAUGCCCAACCGGAACAGAUCAACUCUGUCCCUGGCUGGGGUGAGAAAAAGGUCCAACAAUGGUGCAGUGCGGUGAGAGAGGACUUCAGAGUAGAGUCUACCAAGAAGGCUACUGCUCCUCAACCUCAAACCCAAGUCAAAACUCCAAGGAUUGCGAGGCCUGCAAGUCGGCCACGACAGGCCGAAAUGGAUGAGGACGAGGAAAUCCUACGCGCUGUGCUAGCCGAGAGCCGUGAAACAGCAGCGUUAGAGGCAGCAGCAAACGAGAGUCACUCAAAACCAAGUGAACCCACCGAAGAACUGAGUGACGGUAUCAUGGCUGCUCUAGCCAAGUUGCGGGAUACCAACGGAUGA